Messenger RNA from Eurytemora carolleeae, 1778 nucleotides. Its product is annotated as transcriptional regulator Kaiso. The record is from RefSeq and is a predicted model, not a curated record. The transcript has 4 exons. NCBI's taxonomy places the organism in Eukaryota, Metazoa, Arthropoda, Copepoda, Calanoida, Temoridae. The coding region runs from base 286 to 1629 and encodes 447 amino acids. Gene Ontology annotation, biological process: regulation of transcription by RNA polymerase II. Gene Ontology annotation, molecular function: protein binding. Gene Ontology annotation, cellular component: nucleus.
GGGAACCAGAUAUAUGUAUACCCUGAUUACAGGCAACCCACCUGGGUUUAGUUCAGUGCUAUAGUUUCUACCGGAUACAUUUAUUAAACCCAACACAGUGAAUCCGGGUUCGUUGUUUAACAAAACCAGGCUGGAAAAUAGAAAUAUUUUAGGUUUCUUUUCUUCCUUCUUCUUAAACUUUAGCACUGUAAUCUCUUCGCCAGAGACAGAAUUCUAAGAUUUUAGAAAACCAGCGAACCAGGUAUUGCUAAGAGUACUAAGGAAGAGUGUGGAUAGAUGUAAAGAAUGUUGCUGCAGAGCAGUAAUCAAGUAAACCUUCUAGUCUCCGGACUACAGGGUUUACUCUCCAGGGGGACUCUACUAGAUUUAACCCUAGCUGCCGGGGGGAAAACUAUCCGAGCUCAUAGAGUUGUUCUAGCCUCAGCAAGCAAAUACUUUGAGGAAUUGCUGAGUAACCAUGAAGAACAACUUCCAGUUGUUUUCUUCAGAGACGUUUCCUUCCUGGAGAUAGAAUCUUUAGUUAAAUAUAUAUAUACUGGAGAAGUCGAGGUUCCAGGAUCCGCUCUUCAAUCCUUCCUUGCCCUAGCUCAUUCACUCGGAGUAACAGGAUUCGCUGAACCUCUAGAUAAAACUCCGACCAAGAGAAAACUGGAAUGGGGUACGGAGACGAAAGAAAAUCAAGCUGAACUACCAAAGAAAGAUAAGAAACCUGAACCUAAGAUAUUCUCCCCACUAUGUACUCCGUCCAAGAGUAGAAGUGAACCUGCAUCUCUGCUUGAGACAGCUCUGCAGUGCAGCAGUACUAAAAAACGAAAAUUACAAACACAAAGUUUAACAGAUGAUCUAGAGAACAUUGAUCCAAACCUUUUUAAUCUUUCAAAUAUGUUUUUUGAAAAAAGACGACCUUCUGUAGGAAAUCAUGCUAAAAGAAAUAAUUGUGACAAAGAAAAUUGUUUUCCUAAUGGAGGAGUUUUAAACCCUACAUCUAGUCCUGAUCCUCUCAACUCAACUCAAUCUAAAUCGUCCCAUCGAGUAGAGCGGAGUAUAUCCUAUUUAACAAAACUAAAAGCGAGCCCCUUUAAGGAUCAAACAAACCAUGCUCCCUCCUCCUCCCUUCCUGCUCCACAAUCCCCUAAAACCUCAAAUACAUCCUCACAAUCAGGACACUCCUCAAAUUUCAGUUUUGAUUCUCAUUUCCUGGAUCCUGAUGAGCUGGCAGCCAAGGGAGCAACCCUACUUCAUCAUCUGGCUGUCUGGAUGAUUCAACAGCGGAAGGAUGGAAAUCAACACUUUUAUCAAGGAUCGGGAACUUAUGUCGGAGAUGAUCUUCCCUCUCCGAACCUUGAGGACGGGACGGAGAAAAAUGAAGCAACUCCUGCUACACGUCAGCAAUCCGUCCACGCCUCGUCCUACUCAGCUGUUAGAAAAACAGGACGGAAAUCCCUUCUAAGCGGAUCAGAAUGUGACAGACCGGAUUCUGGGUUCGACUCUAAGGAUGAUCAAGAGGAGGAGCAUCCGUUGAAAAGAGAAAGCUCCGAAGGUUCUCCUGAGCUGGGAGAGAUGUCAAGACAAGCCAUGGCGAGGCAACCAAUCAAGAAGAAACGAGUCUUCCAUCAUAAUAUGAUUUAAACCUAAACAAUAAUCCACUAAUCAUCUUUAAUCUCUAUAUUAUUUGAUUUCUGUGAUCAAGAUUCUCUCAACUAACAAUUUUAAAGUAAUUAAUAUUUUAAUCACUUAGCAAUGCAUUUGUAAUAAAGUCUAGAAUACAAUAAAAAUAU